AAGAAUGAAAUUGUCUUUUUCUAAGAAGCAAUUCCAAGACAUUGUUGUCUGAACGUGUAUACACAGUGCUGGUAAGCCCUCAUCUUUGGCAGACAAGUACCAUAUUCUUCGCCCCAUAAGAUGCACUUUUUCCCCCCCAAAAAAAUGGGGGAAAAUGUCUGUGCGUCUUAUGGAGCGAAUAUGGAGCGGCCGGCCUGGUAUUCCCGCCGCCGCCGUGUUAGAAUACCGGGCCAGCCACUGGGCUCUUCUGUGCAGAAGAAUCCUCUCACCCGUCCUACUUCCAUCGGUUGUCUUCUCUCCCUGGCGCUGGCAUCUUCAGUGUGGGGACCUGGCUGUGACAGCUUGUGGCUUCACAGCCGGGUGACCACUGCGCAUGCACGAGUAGCACUGCGCUUCCUGAAUGGCCCCGUAGCCUUGUGGGACCUGUCACGUGUCCCACAAGACUACGAAGAGGGAGGGGGCAGGACAACUCUGCGGAAGUGGGAGCGGUCUCUGGUCAUCCCCUGCACUGUGUCCGCAGUCUCUGGUCAUCUCCUGUACUAUGUCCGCAGUCUCUGGUCAUCUCCUGUACUAUGUCCGCAGUCUCUGGUCAUCUCCUGUACUAUGCCUGCAGUCUCUGGUCAUCUCCUGUAUUAUGUCCGCAGUCUCUGGUCAUCUCCUGUACUAUGUCCGUAGUCUCUGGUCAUCUCCUGUACUGUGUCCGCAGUCUCUGGUCAUCUCCUGUACUGUGUCCGCAGUCUCUGGUCAUCUCCUGUACUGUGUCCGCAGUCUCUGGUCAUCUCCUGUACUGUGUCCGCAGUCUCUGGUCAUCUCCUGUACUGUGUCCGCAGUCUCUGGUCAUCUCCUGUACUAUGUCCGCAGUCUCUGGUC
Staurois parvus is the source of this 870-nucleotide messenger RNA. The record is from the annotation of a GenBank genome assembly. NCBI's taxonomy places the organism in Eukaryota, Metazoa, Chordata, Amphibia, Anura, Ranidae.